GAACCAGUGCAACCUGCAGGCGCGCUUGAACGCUGCUCGUGUUGACGCGCCCCACGCUGAUGCUCUUAUCUCUGCUAAGCUAAUAACUUAGCAUUAAAUUUAGCGUUGUUGUGUGUGUGAGAUCAAAUGCAGAACAUUUAACAGCAGGUGUGUGAAGCAGGUGAUGGAGUAAAAGUGAAAGAUGCGAGUUUUAUAAGCGCAGUUUAAUUCAGAAUGAGUCCUGAGCUGAGCUGAUUAGCUAAAGUGCUAACUAGCUUAGCUGAAGUUCAUCAGUGUGUUACAGUGAAAGCUGGUUGGGUUUUGCUUUGUUUUGCAGCUGAGAUGGAGAACUACAGGAAGGCGGGCGUGGUCGAGCAGCCGUGUCUCUGCCCGUUUAAUGACCUCCUCUGUGACGGCGCUCCCGUGGUCCGGGUUCGAGACGGCAGCAAAAUCCGCAACCUGAUGAGGUUCGCUCAGAGCCGGAUGGAGGGCCGGGCGGAGAAGCCGCCAGAGAGCGGCGGAGGCGGAGAGGAAGCGGAACCGAGCGCCGAAUCACAGCUGUGUCGUCAGAUCGUGUUCACGGGCGUCGGCCCGAGCGUCUCGAAGGCCAUCACGUGUGUGGAGAUCCUGAAGCGGCGCGUUGGGAGGCUGCACCAGGUCACGCGGCUGGUCUACAGCUCGCUGCAGGAGACGUGGGAGCCGCUGGAGCCGAGCGCCGGCCUCGACAGCAUCACCGUGACCCGGAACAUCCCCGCCAUCUGGGUGCUGCUCUCCAGAGACCCGCUGGACUCGAACACGGCCGGAUACCAGGCGCCCGGGAGCUUCGACGCGCUGUGGGUGCAGGCCGCCGCUAAAGAGGAGCGAGAGAAUCAGAGGAGGAAGAGCGGAGGAAGAGGAGGAGGAAGUGGAAGAGGAAAAGGACCACGCAGACAGACGACGCGUCCCAGAGUCGAACGGAAAACUUCAGGACAAGCGUCAGGAGCGCACUGAGGCUACCAACACCAGGCUUUACCAAAAAUAGGCGGAGCUUAAGUUGACCAUGACCGGCCAAUCAGGAAGGAGAUUUUACAUCAUCACAGUAAUAGCUGAUUAUUUCGCUUGUUAGUGAAUUCGGCUAUCAGAAAGCUCAUGCUGGAGAAGUAACGUCUCUGAGCUGUUACACAGAAUCGAAUGAUCAUGAGCCUCACACUGAGCUGAAGAAAUGCAAAUAAAAUGAACGCGUGGUGAUGUCAUGAUCAGGGUUAACUUCAUUUAAGCUCCGCCCCCAUCAUGCAGAAACAUCAGCAUAUUUAAAUCAGGACAUUAGAGAGGUUUUGGCCAAACUGGGUAUAAACUAAUAAUUUUUCUUUUUAAAGAGUUUUUUUUUGUUGUUUUUUUUAAUUAUUAUUUCAGAAUUAAGUGAAGUUUUUCUUUAUUUCUUUGUGUUUUAGUUUUCAGGGAGUUUAAUUGACAUGAUAAACUUCGUCAUACUUCUUUUUCCAAAGAAUAACGAAAUAAAAUUUGAGAGUUUUAAAGUCUGUAAAGACAGAAAACAAUGAAAAAUGCUAACAGAGAAUAAUUAUAAUUAAAGUAUUUCUCUUCCUUAAAAGUUUCUUGUUUAUUAGUUUCUUGUUUAUUUUCAUCUUUAUUUCAGCUAUUAAAGACUUAAAUAAAUGUAAAUGUAUAAAUAAAUUGCCUUGUGUGUAAAAUAUUCCUAUUUUUAUCUGAAAUAAAAGAGACUUGGGUUUGAGGUUCA
Messenger RNA from Pangasianodon hypophthalmus (striped catfish), 1714 nucleotides. RefSeq names its product ribonuclease P/MRP 25 subunit-like (gene rpp25l). Gene Ontology annotation, biological process: tRNA 5'-leader removal. NCBI's taxonomy places the organism in Eukaryota, Metazoa, Chordata, Actinopteri, Siluriformes, Pangasiidae. The transcript has 2 exons. Gene Ontology annotation, molecular function: RNA binding. Gene Ontology annotation, cellular component: ribonuclease MRP complex. The coding region runs from base 322 to 969 and encodes 215 amino acids. The record is from RefSeq and is a predicted model, not a curated record.